Molecule: messenger RNA, 491 nt
Organism: Drosophila innubila
Lineage: Eukaryota; Metazoa; Arthropoda; Insecta; Diptera; Drosophilidae
Product: keratin, type II cytoskeletal 3
Exons: 2
Coding region: 2-445 (147 amino acids)
Source: RefSeq, a predicted model, not a curated record
CAUGAAGCUAAACACGGGAUCCAUCAGGGCACUGAUGAUGCUGCUCUGCGUUGCCUUUAGCCAGGCACAUGGCUUUGGCGGUGGCAAAAAGUUUGGAGGUGGCUAUGGAGUUGGCUAUCCAUUGCCGUAUCCUGUGGCACAACCAAUUCCUGUUCCUCAGCCGGUACCAGUGCCACAGCCCGUGCCAGUUCCAGUUGCUGUGCCUCACCCGGUGCCGGUUGCAGUUCCAUUUGCUAAGCCUUUCAAACACGGUUGGAAGGGUGGCUUCGGUGGGGGCUACGGUGGGGGCGGCUUUGGUGGCUAUGGCGGAGGGUAUGGCGGUGGAUUUGGUGGAUAUGAAAGCUAUUCAUCAUAUGGAGGAGCAUUUGGAGGUGCAUAUGGUGGCGGCUUUGGCGGCGGAUUAGGAGGCUUGGGUGGCUUCGGUGGCGCAUUCAGACGCCGCUAAAAUUAAUUUUAGUUGAAUGUUAUUUUAUGUAUUAUAUUAACUAAAU